GGGGGACGCAGAGACAGCCAUGGAUGACCAGGGCUGCCCGCGAUGCAAGACCACCAAGUACCGCAAUCCUUCUUUGAAGCUGAUGGUCAACGUCUGCGGGCACACGCUAUGCGAGAGUUGUGUGGAGCUGCUGUUUGUGAGGGGUGCUGGGAACUGCCACGAGUGCAAUACUCCCCUGCGGAAGAGUAACUUCAGGGUACAGCUCUUCGAGGAUCCUGCUGUUGACAAGGAAGUGGAAAUUCGUAAGAAAGUGCUGAAAAUAUACAAUAAAAGAGAGGAUGACUUCCCUAGUCUCCGUGAAUAUAAUGAUUUCCUGGAAGAAAUAGAAGAAAUUGUAUUUAACUUGACCAACAAUGUGGAUUUGGAGAACACCAAAAGGAAAAUGGAGCUGUACCAGAAAGAUAACAAGGAAGUAAUUCAGAAAAAUAAGCUAAAACUGACACGAGAGCAGGAAGAGCUGGAGGAAGCUUUAGAGGUAGAGCGGCAGGAAAAUGAGCAAAGGCGACUGCUCAUACAGAAAGAAGAACAACUACAACAGAUGUUGAAAAGAAAGAAUAAGCAGGCACUCUUGGAUGAUCUGGAGAGCUCCAAUCUUCCUGCUUCACUGCUUUUAGCUCAGCAUAAGGACAGAUCUACUCAGCUAGAAAUGCAACUGGAAAAACCCAAACCUGUCAAACCAGUCACAUUUUCCACUGGCAUCAAAAUGGGUCAGCAUAUUUCAUUGGCUCCCAUGCAAAAGGUAGAAGAAGCUUUGUAUGAGUAUCUGCCUCUGCAAGUGGAGACGUAUGGACCACAAGUUCCAGAGCUUGAAAUGCUGGGAAGACUGGGGUACCUCAACCACGUUCGAGCCGCCUCUCCACAGGAUCUUGCUGGGGGCUAUGCUUCUUCUCUCGCCUGUCACCGAGCCUUACAGGAUGCUUUCAGUGGUCUUUUCUGGCAUCCCAGUUAGCAUCAGCCUGCGGUCAAGGGACACCGAGUGUAACAAGAAGCAAAUGAAGCCAGAGAAGGUUGGGUGGAAUUGCUGCCAUCUGCACAAUGGCUAAGCUGCAGUCACUUUUCUGUGUAAAACCAGCUGUGUUUAAGUGUUGAGGGGGAAAAAAGAAAAGCCCGUCUGCACGAGGGCUUUGUGAAAUGGUAGAUACAUUCUUGUGGAGAGGGAAACUCGUUAGUCAUGUGGCGCUUUGCUGAGGGAGGCUGAAGCAAUAAGCCACAUCUAAUGGAAGAUGUGAAUAACUCAGCUGUGUAUGUUUGAGGUUUAAAGAAAUACACUUGUAAAAAUUUUUUUUUUUAAAGCAAGCCAGACUUUUUUAUUAAAGUUUGUGGUUUUACUCUUAUUGCAGGGUUUUAUUUGCACAAGCAUUUAAAUGCCAUUUUGAUUAUAGCAUUUAGUGUCAAUAUUCAAGCCUGCAUUUUCUUCCCAUAAAACUAGUUUCCCCAGUUCAGACAAGUGGGUUUUUCCUCCUGCCAGCUGGAUGAGAUGGCCCUGGAACUAUGCUGACACAACUCUUAUGCAGGAUCCUUCCUGAUGUCAGUUAGUUCUUACCUUUGUCUGGAAAACAGAUUUUUAGCUAAUAGUCUUUCUGAUGAGCUUCUCUAGGAGCAAUCUAAGAAGCCUUGAUACAAGGCUGGGUCACUAAAUUGUUUUUUG
Molecule: messenger RNA, 1648 nt
Organism: Dryobates pubescens (Downy woodpecker)
Lineage: Eukaryota; Metazoa; Chordata; Aves; Piciformes; Picidae
Gene: MNAT1
Product: MNAT1 component of CDK activating kinase
Exons: 8
Coding region: 20-949 (309 amino acids)
Biological process (GO): nucleotide-excision repair; positive regulation of cyclin-dependent protein serine/threonine kinase activity; regulation of transcription by RNA polymerase II
Cellular component (GO): transcription factor TFIIH holo complex
Molecular function (GO): cyclin-dependent protein serine/threonine kinase activator activity
Source: RefSeq, a predicted model, not a curated record